Peromyscus maniculatus bairdii (prairie deer mouse) is the source of this 5928-nucleotide messenger RNA. The record is from RefSeq and is a predicted model, not a curated record. Lineage: Eukaryota; Metazoa; Chordata; Mammalia; Rodentia; Cricetidae.
GCAACCGUGCUUCUGCCAACUGUACAAGGCCCUGGUUGGCAGACGUUUAAGCCCCGGAGUUCCUCUGUGCAAAUGUCGCUGGCGAGUCUUGGAUUUUACUAAGACCUAAUAUUGGGCUGAAGGACAGAAAUGAUGAGAAGUUGGGAAGGAACCUGAGGCCAAUGGCUUCUGCCGUGAGGAAGAUCUUUGGGGUUAAGGAAAAGACACCCUUCGGUUUCUGUGAUGGCCCACAAAUGACUGUCUCUGAGUUUUUCUUUGGUGAAUAUCCCAGCUAUCCAAAAUACCAUACAACAUACCGGCCCGUGGGGCAGAUCCACAGGGUUGCAGCCGAGGGCGAUGCGGGCCAGUUGGAAAUUCUCAUCACGCUUGGAAAGUGCAGCGUGUACGACCGAGACUACAAGAACAGGACAGCUCUGCAUUUUGCCUGUGUCUAUGGCCGGCUGCCAGUGGUGAACGUUCUGGUGAAUAAUAAUUGUGAGAUUGAUGCCUUCGACAAGAACCACAUCACACCUCUGAUGAAGUCUGUCCAAUGCUGGAAACAGAAAUGUGCGGCUAUCCUGCUGGAGCACGGUGCUGAUCCGAACAUCCGGGACAACAGUGGUAACAGCGCCUUGCACUACGCUGUGUACAACGGGCACGAAGAGAUGGCGGCACUCCUGCUCGACUACCAUGCUGAUAUCGAGCAAAAAACCAAAGAUGGCUUCACACCACUUUUGCUGGCACUCAGGGAAAAGAGGGUAGAGGUGGCAGAAUUUUUAGUAAAAAAAGGAGCAGAUAUACAUGUUGUAGAUGACAUGCAAAGAAAUACCUUGAUAUAUGCUAUACGAUGUGGAUCAAAAGAUAUAGCUACAUUACUUCUUCAGAAAGGCAUUGACUUCUUCUGCAAGGAUGUCUUUGGAUGGACGGCAUUACGCUACGCUAUUGAAGGCCACUGUACUUUUAGACAGGUGCUUAUGGAUUUUGAAGAAAACAUGCAUAAUAACAAAAAAGAUAAUGAACCAGGAAUUGAACCCAAGACAACCUCCAUUUUAGAACAAACGGAUUCUGGAAAUGACUCAUUAGCCGGGAUUUCCAGCUGUCCUAGUCCUGGAAGCCCCUUGCCUGCCACGAAGGAAGACGAAUACAACUGUGAUACCAAGAGUACCUCUGAGAGUGCUCCUCUGAACGGUGCUGACAAUUCGUCUGUGGCUACAGCCAAAAUAUUUGAACAUACGGCCAAAAGAAAAGUGGAAGCAUGGGUUGAGAAAGAUUUGUCCUUAAAGUCUGCCACUGAAGUGAGAGAAACUGUUCCAAAUGAAGUGGUAGAAAUAAUAGAGCUGCUACCAUCCACAUCAGAACCAGAGUUGGAAUUGAUGUCAGUAGAAGAAGAUACAUCCAAUGGAAGUGAAAAUAAUCAGCCACUGAGUAUCUUGGAGGAUCUUCCACAGAUGAAUGCUGGCCAUUUAUGUGGUGCAGGAUAUCAAAUGGGAAAAAUUAAUAUGAAUGGACAAAUGAAAGAGUCUGAUGAGGAACAUGCUCAAUUGAUGACUCCAGUUGAAAUGAACGAUACUGUUUUCAGAGAAGCGUGGACAACAAAGAAUGCAUCAGCCUUCAAACCAGUAGAGCCUGACUUAGAAGCGACACCAGAGGAAGAUCACAAUAGAUUUGAUGACAGGAGAAAUAUCCACUCAUUGAGAAUCUCUGGAGAGCUUCCAAACAUAUCUGGCAAUAUAUCCGUGGCAGCAGAUUCAAGAAGAGAAAAGACAAACAGACAAGCAACAGAAUCUGCGAAGGAGUAUCCACCCUUGAUGGCUCUCAAUGAAAUGAAUGAUUCUGUUCUCCAUGAGGCAGUAGAGAUGAAGGAAGCACAGAUAAUGCACGUGGAAGGACCAGCUGUAAAAUUGACAUCAGAGGAAGAACCAAAUAGUCAUGAUGACUUUGAAAAGAAUCCGCCACUGAAUAUUUUCAAGCAAAUUCAAACACAGGAUGUUGGUUAUUUAUCAAUGGCUGAAAAUCAAAAAGGAGAAAAAAUGGUGAUGUGUCAGGAAAAAGAAUUUUCUAAGAAAUGCCCUCAAUCAAAGUUCAUACAGCCUACCAUUGUAAAGGAAGAAUCUCUUCCAAAGGAGGCCUGGGAUAUGACUCCAGUGAAAUCAUUUUUAGCAGACAGCCCCAAAGAAUAUCCUCUAUCAAAGCCUACUCUUGAGGAAAAUGAUUCUGUUCCAAACAAAGUCCCUGAUAUAAAGUGUGGGAGGUGGUUCCAAGAAGCAGAAUCAGCUGUACACGUGCCAUCAGAGGAAGAGCGAAAAUGUCAUGAUGUUCCUGAAAAGAAACAUGGAGUGAGUAUGUUCAAGCAACUUCAACCAAAGGAUAUUGCAUAUUUAUCCAAGGCUAAUGAUGAAAGUACAGAAAAUACUGCUGAAGACCAAGAGGAAGAUUCCCCAGAACAACAUCUUCAAUGGAAGUCCAUGCAGCCUACAAAUGAAAGAAGAGAUCCUGUUUCCAAUGAAGGAUCAGUAGUGAAGUAUGUGAAAUCCUUCCUCACAGCAGAGCCAACUAUAAAAGCAUCAGAAGGAGAAUGGUGUAGUGGCAGAAACAUCCAAAGACAGGGCAUUGGCAAUUUAUCUUUGGCUGAAGAUCAAAGAUACAGGAGUAUAAGACCUGAUGAGGAGAGAGACUCUCCUGAAGACUAUGCUCAAUUGAAGAAGAAAACUCCUCUUCCGUGUGAAGCGCCAGCAAUGGAAGAAGUCAAAGCAUUUGACCCAGAUUUGUCAGAAUCAGAUAUACAAUUGUCCUCAGAGGAAGAGCAAGAAUGGCCUGAUAACAGUGAAGGGGAACACCUAAAGCUGGAGAAUACACAUAAUGUUUGGUUGGAGAAUGUUGCAGGGCAACCUCAACCAAAGGACACUGCACAUUUACCCAUGCAAGAUGAAGAAGGAGUAAAUGUCAUGAGUGACCAGAAGAAAGGUUUUCCUGCUGAAUAUUCUGAAUUAAAGGAUGCCAUUGAAAAACAAGAUUUUGUGCUAACUGAAGAUUCAACAAUGAAGCAAGAAAAAUCAUUCAUGGCAGGAGCCAAGACUGUACAACUGAGGUCGGAGGGAAAACAGAUAGGAUGGUGUGGUAGCGGCAAGAGGCAGCGGAAGCCUAUUUUUGAGCGACUUCAACUGAAACGGAAUGCUCGAGUGUUUGUGAAUCCUGAAAGACAUGUGAAAAAUACAGGAGCUGCUGAAGAGAGAGUGCAUCUCCCAGAGGCCACAACUGCACAACGGAGGCCAAAGAAAGAACAAACAGGGAGGUGUGGCGGUGACAAGAAGCAGUGGAAGCCCAUCUUUGAGCGAUUUCAACCCAAGUGGAGUGCUCAAGUGUCUAUGGAUCUUGAAGAAAGUGGAGAAAACACAGGUGGCGCUGAAGAGAAAGUGCAUCUCCCAGGAGCCACAACUGCACAACGGAGGCCAAAGAAAGAACAAACAGGGAGGUGUGGCGGUGACAAGAAGCAGUGGAAGCCCAUCUUUGAGCUAUUUCAACCCAAGUGGAGUGCUCGAGUGUCUGUGGGUCCCGAAGAAAGUGGAGAAAACACAGGAGCUGCUGAAGAGAAAGUAGAAUCCACUAUACUGUUAACACCAGAAGAACAAACAGGAUGCCAUGACAGCAUAAAGAAGUCACAGUUGCAUAUCCUGGAGCGAUUUCAGCCAAAGCGGAGUGUUCGGGUAUGUAUGGAGACAGAACAAGGAGGAGACAACCUAGACGCUGCUGCUCAGAUGACAUACUCUUCUGAUGAAUAUAUUGAAUUGAAGACUGCCAUUAAAAAGCAAGAUUCUGUACCAGCUGAGGAGCCAUCAACGAAGCAAGAAAUAUCAUUCAUGGCAGCGGCAGACUUAGAAGUGAAACCAAAGGAAAAGCAAAGAAGUCAUGACUAUGAAAAUAUUCAGUCAGUUAAUAUAUUUAAACAUCUUCAACCAAAGAGUAUUGACCAUUUAUCCGUGACUUCAGAUCAAAGAAGCAAAACUAUUAUAAGCGGAGAAGAGGAAGCAGAGCCAGACUUAGAAGUGUCAUCAGGAGAUAACCAAAACAGAUGUUAUGGCAGUGAGAGCAAUCAGUCAUUGGUUGAAAAAUCAAAGACGCAUGCAAGGAAUGGAGGAGACGAAGCAAAACACCCCUAUGAAGCUGUUGUUUUUACUGCUACUGCUGCAUCUACUGCUGCUGCUGCGGCUGCUACUGCUGCUGCUGCUGCUGCAUCUACUGCUGCUUCUGCAGCGUCUACUGCUGCUGGCGCUGCUGUUGUUGCUGCUUCCAUUGUGGAUGAACUGGUUGUACAGAGAAGAUCUGGAGAAAUCAAUAACCAGAGAUUUCUUAUUAUGGAGAAUACAGAGCAUGAUGGGCCCCGAAAGAAAACAUCUAAGAAAAAACAUAAGGUAACAAAAGAAGUAAGAGCUAUGGUUGAUGUAACUCAGUCAUCUGAACCAGUCUCAGAGGAUGAUUCUGGAAGUUCAUUAAAAAUACAGGAAUCACUUAAUUCAUACAAUGCAUUAGUAGAUCUUCAAAAAAUCAAUGAACUACUUAGGAAAAAAAAUGAAAAAAUGGAAAAUGAGAAUAAUGCUCUACAGAAGGAGAUAUCAGAAACAAGAGAGGAGAAAUCAAAGUUAGAGGAUGAAAUAGUGGAACGGGAUGAAGAAUUACGCAACCUGAGGUUUACUUUAAGGAAAGAACUCGAGGAGACAAGAAAUAUUCAUUGCUUUUAUAAGAAUAUUAAGAAACAUUUACGUGAAAAAGAAAAACGACUCAAUGAAAGAGCCGCAGUAUCACAGCUUGAGUCACAGCUGAGAACACGAGAUCUGGAACUGAAGAACGCAAGGGGCACCCUGAAGGAGUUGCAAGAAGCACAGGAUCAAUACAUAAAAGCUCUAAAAACUGCCCAGAAGAUGAAAGGUCACUUACAAAGGAUUGAACAGGAAUAUUCUGAGUUAAAAGUUAAAGUGAAAGAGCAAGCUAGGCAAAUCGAAGAGCAUCGUGGGUGCCUGCAACACUCAUGUCUAAAAUCGGAGCAAAGUGAAAUAUUGGCAGGUGCUCAAGAAACUUCGGGGGAAUUAUGUGAGAACAGCAUUUCCCCAAUGAAUCAGACAGGAACCCGAAUCCAAAGUCUGCAGUCUGAACCCUCCCAAAUGAAAACUAUACAAGACUCAAAUAUGAGAGCCCUGAAAAGUUAUGAGCAACAGUGCAUAGAAGAAUUAAGGAUUAGCAAUGCAUUGUUAUAUGAACAAUACAAUCUUUACAGGAAUAAGAAUCUAGAUGAAUCCUGCACACAAGUUCGCGUCACGGUAGAGCAGGACACAUCUCUGAACACAUCAGAAGCCAGGUUUCCUCUUGAGAGCCCUUGUGUGGCAAGCACUUGCCCUCACAGAAACAUCUUCCCAUGUGAAAACAUUGUUCUCCCAGGAAACCCAAGGUCUACUAAUGGCUGCCUGCGAAGCUACCCAGUGAUGAUGGAAUAUGAAGAAAAAUCAGUUGAAGAACUUACUGAAUUAAAGCAAUCUUUAAAAUAUAAUUUGUAUCAGCAGCAGAAGAAAAAUGAUGAAAUAGAAAAGGAAAUUGUUAGAAUGAAGAAAUUCUUGAAAAUGGCAAAAAUUGGGCAUAAAAUUGGAGAAUGUAGUUCUCAUGGAAACUCAAGAACUGGUCAUUUUUGAGACAUGAGGAAUGUGUAGACUUUGUCACACCACUGGGUAGACAGAUACUCCAUUCCUCCACCAUGGAUACAGGACUCAAUGUGGCAGUCUUGAUGUGUUAUAGAGACAUCUCCUGGGACCACACCAUCUGCACUGAACAUCUAGCUAACUUCUCUAACCACAGCCUUGGAAACUUGGCCCCUAAUCCAGAUACCAUCUACCAGCAAAGAUGACAAAGCACUGCCCUUAAUUAGAUUUUUAAUUAAACAGUGAAUUUUUAUUUCAAAAACCA